Molecule: messenger RNA, 1773 nt
Organism: Ilyonectria robusta
Lineage: Eukaryota; Fungi; Ascomycota; Sordariomycetes; Hypocreales; Nectriaceae
Exons: 2
Coding region: 418-1773 (451 amino acids)
Biological process (GO): regulation of transcription by RNA polymerase II
Molecular function (GO): DNA-binding transcription factor activity, RNA polymerase II-specific; zinc ion binding
Source: RefSeq, a predicted model, not a curated record
GUCCCUCGAUUACCUACUUCGUAACACCGGUACGUACAUGAUUCUCGUAUCUCUAAUACGAAAACGCUCGGCAGUGACAAGCCCGGCGUCUCCAUACGCGUAUGCUGACCCCACACUCAAUCUCCCUGACCCGAGCCUUCCGGAUCACGGGCAUAUUGACAGACUGGCAGCACGACAUUCUCUCGCGGAUCACGCGGAACGCCUCAAAACUCCUUGUUCGAACAUCAACACCGCCGUGGAACGUCUCGAAGACCUGCACAUGAAUGGCCUGCGGUGUCAUCAUCUCUGGCUCCCAGCAGGACGCGAAUCACCCCGACGGCAACAGAUGGCACGUCAGGUGCUUACGUGGCGAGAAGGAACCCGAGCAGACACCUCAAACUUGAUCGCUUAGCAUUCACCAUCGUGGAUAUUCCUGAGAUGAAGGCACAAUUCGUCGAUGGCUCUGUCACCGGCGCCAGACGCGGGAGGAAGCCGCACCGCAAGUCCCGGGACGGCUGCGUGAGCUGCAAGCGGCGCAAAGUCAAGGUGGCUCCAUCUCUCGACAUCUUUUGCGAUGAGGAGAAGCCGUCCUGCGCCAACUGCGUUCGCUUCGGCAUUCCCUGCAGCUUUGUGCCCCAAGAUCUGUCGGCGCAUGGCUUGGUUGGCGAUAAUGGAGUGCCUCCGCCCGCUCCGAGAAGGGGUCCAGGUCGCCCGCGGAAAGACUGGGCCACGCUGGCCAGGCCACUCCUCCAAGCAAUGGAGAAGUUUGAGAUAUCUAGAGUGUCUCCCACUCCCGUGGAACGCGUGCCUUGUUCUUUAAAUGUCACUGACGCCGAGCUGCUUCUUCACUACACUGCUCAAACAGCUCCGACCCUUGCCGGGUCUGACGAUCCCAAGAGCGAAAUUGCUCUGUUUUGGGCCCGCAAUGUUCCACGAAUGGGUCUGUCAUACCACUUUGUGUUUCACUUUGCCUACUCCUUGGCAGGAUACCAUCUUGCCUAUUCACAACCAGCCAACAGCGACAGCCAAGUCCGCUAUCGCUCCAUCGCUCGGCGCUACGCAGAAAUGGGUCUGAGUGAACUAAAUAAAGGCCACCCGACCAUCAACGAGUCCAACUGCGGUGCUCUUUACGUGGCUGCAAUGCUCAUGUGUUACUGCGCUGUCGCCGACGGACCGAUGGGGCCCAACGAUCUGCUCGUCUGCAAUGCCGGCGACGGAGCAGCUCCAUUCUGGUUACCUCGGAUCCAGGGCGUUCGACUGAUCCGACAGAUGAUAGAGCCGGCCACUCUUUUUACUGGACUUACAGAGCCCCUGGGACGACCUGGUGGAAAUGACUUGGGCCAGAUGCCGAUGCAUCUUCACGAUGGGGCCAUACAUCUCGACUGGGUUGAACCCCUUGACAAACUACGGAUGUGGAUCGCCUCACACGAUUCGCCCGAUACCGUCAUUUAUAUCCAGGCUCUCGCAUCAUUAUCCACCGUAUACGAAGCAAACUACGGCAACAGCCGUGGCACGCGCGAAGCCUCCCCGAGCGACUAUCAUGCCUUGGGAUGGCUGUACAGGCUGCAAGACGUCUUUGUCGCCCGUGUCCAACGAAAAGAACCCAAUGCGUUGUUGGUUCUAGCUCAUUACACUCCCAUGUUGAUGUCUCUCAAAACGUGCUGGUUCUUUGAUGGUUGGGCAAUUCAUCUCCUGACCUCAAUACGGGAGAUGCUAAGUCCAGACCUAACAAGCUGGUUGAAGUGGCCCUGGGAUGUCUGCCACCAAAGUUCCGAGCUCACAAUGCAGAGUUGA